AGUCACGGCCGUCCGAAGUGCACGUGAGCUUCAAAUGAACGGGGUCUCGUUUCAUUCAGUAACUACCAACCGGCGGUUCUAUUAGCCGCGUCUCGAAUCCGUGUGUAUAUCUCCACCGAGUGCCAUAUACGACACGUGUCUGCAUUUGACGGAUCGAGAUGACGCUGCAGGCGAUCAAAUGGAAAAACGGCAAGUUGGAAAUCCUCGAUCAGAUACUGUUACCGGAGUUUUUCCGAUACAUACCCGUCAAAGGCGUGGAGGAUGGCUGGAGGGUCAUCAAUAGGAUGCAGGUUCGUGGUGCACCAGCCAUAGCCAUCGUUGGAUGCCUUAGUUUAGCAACGGAACUUAAGAACGAAGAGUACACGGAUAAGAAGAGUCUUCGACAGGAUGUCGAAGGUAAAUUGAAUUACUUGGUGUCGGCGCGUCCAACCGCUGUUAACAUGAAAAUAGCUGCCGACGAAUUGAUUCAGUUAGCCAAUAAACUUAGUAAGGAUCAGACUGUUAAUGUAGCAGAAAUGAAGGAGAGAUUUCUCGAUGCUAUAGAAUAUAUGCGGGAGAAGGAUAUAGCCGAUAACAAAGCCAUCGGGGACUUUGGAGCCGAAGAGAUCUUGAAGAAUGUGUCCGGUAACAAUUCUGUUAGGAUUCUGACGCACUGUAACACUGGCAGCUUUGCGACAGCAGGUUAUGGCACAGCUUUAGGUGUUAUUAGAUCUCUUCAUAAGAAAGAUAGUCUUGAACAGGCAUACUGCUCCGAAACGAGGCCGUACAAUCAAGGAGCGCGACUGACCGCUUACGAAUUAGUCUAUGAAAAAAUCCCGGCUACCCUAAUUUGCGACGACAUGGUAGCAGCGCUGAUGAAGUCACGAUACAUUUCUGCGGUCGUCGUCGGUGCGGAUAGAGUCGCCGCGAAUGGCGACACGGCUAAUAAAAUUGGAACCUAUCAGAUCGCCAUAGUCGCUAAAUAUCACAACGUCCCUUUUUACGUGGCGGCCCCGCGAACCUCCAUAGACUUUAGCAUUCCUAGCGGUGACCAUAUCAUCAUCGAAGAAAGGCCAGUAAGAGAGAUGACCCAUAUAAAGAACCAACAAAUCGCGGCAGGUGGGAUACAGUGUUGGAAUCCGGCGUUCGACGUAACUCCGGCUAGUCUUAUCAAGGAUUUUAUCACGGAAGUUGGUGUAUUUAGUCCCGAAGAUUUGAUACAGUUGAAAAACUACAAGAACACAUAAAGUGCCGAUCGACUCGAACAUCGAACGAAGCUUCUUGAUGCAUUUAUACAGGACAAUUAAUUGGUGAUCUCAACGUUAAAGAAAAAAUUGUUGCCAGGUAUUGUUUAUUUAAGAGUUCGUGUUAAAAUAAAAUUGUUGGCAGGUUACGCUUAUUUGAAACGUUAAGUCUAAGGGGUGCAGCAAAAAAAAUGUAUUGUACCGCGGGCGUGCGUGUUUUUGCAUUUAAAAAUGCCUUAUUAACUUCGCAAUGAUUUUUAAAAAUAUAUUUAUACUGAUGAAAUAUCUCGUACGAAUAGUUGUAUUAAAGAGAACUACCGUCGGUCCAACGGAUCGCGAUUA
This is a messenger RNA of Colletes gigas, 1565 nucleotides long. Its product is annotated as methylthioribose-1-phosphate isomerase. NCBI's taxonomy places the organism in Eukaryota, Metazoa, Arthropoda, Insecta, Hymenoptera, Colletidae. The transcript has 5 exons. Gene Ontology annotation, molecular function: S-methyl-5-thioribose-1-phosphate isomerase activity. The record is from RefSeq and is a predicted model, not a curated record. Bases 159 to 1226 code for a protein of 355 amino acids.